Aphidius gifuensis is the source of this 4160-nucleotide messenger RNA. It is a transcript of the gene Taf2, whose product is annotated as transcription initiation factor TFIID subunit 2. Gene Ontology annotation, biological process: transcription initiation at RNA polymerase II promoter. Bases 282 to 3998 code for a protein of 1238 amino acids. The record is from RefSeq and is a predicted model, not a curated record. Gene Ontology annotation, molecular function: RNA polymerase II general transcription initiation factor activity; chromatin binding; zinc ion binding. Lineage: Eukaryota; Metazoa; Arthropoda; Insecta; Hymenoptera; Braconidae. Gene Ontology annotation, cellular component: transcription factor TFIID complex. The transcript is spliced from 3 exons.
UAUUUAUUGUAUUUAUUUUAAUAAGCUUGAUGAUUAGAAAAAAAAAAAAGCCAUGAGGGGAAAAAAAAUGAAGGGAACAACUUGAAGCUUCAAAAAAACACCACCACCAGUCACCACUACUCCUACUCUCUCUAUAAAAGACUCCAUGUCUUGUGGUGAAACGCCAUUUUUGGUCUAGCUUUGAUGUGUGUUGACUGUUGACACUCAAAACACUCAAAAAUAUAAACAAUUGUGACUUUAUAAGUUAAUUUGUGAAAUUGUUAACAAAAAUAAAUGGAAAAAUGAGGAAAGAACAUACGGCCGAGACUUCACGUCGGCCUUACAAAUUAGUUCACCAAAUAGUCAGUUUAACUGGUAUUAAUUUUGAUAAAAAAACCAUUAUUGGUUUUGUGGAAUUGACAAUUGUUGGACGUGAAAAUUUACGUACAAUAAAAUUAAAUAUACGUCAAUGUAGAAUAUAUCGUAUAUGUUUAAAUGAUAUUCAUGAGCUAGAUAAUAAUACUGAUUUUGAUUAUUUUGAUCCAUUUUUGGAUAUAUGUCAAGGUGAUAAAACAAAAAAUAAACGUUCAUUAAGUUAUUUUUCUGAAAUGCAUUUACAAGCUGCUCAAAAAGUUGAUCCAGAUAAUAAUUGUGGUGAAUUAUUAAUAAAAAUACCACAACGUUUAUUAAAUCUUGUUACUGAAGGUACAACAUUUAGAAUUGGUAUUGAAUUUUCAUUAGAACAACCACAAGGUGGUGUACAUUUUGUUGUACCAAAUUGUGAAGGUACACUUGCUGAACGUGGUGCACAUAUGUAUACAUAUUCAUAUGAAAAUUCAUCACGUUUAUGGUUUCCAUGUGUUGAUAGUUUUGCUGAACCAUGUACAUGGAAACUUGAAUUUACUGUUGAUGAAAAAAUGACAGCUGUAUCAUGUGGUGAUUUAAUUGAAGUUGUAUAUACACCAGAUAUGAGAUAUAAAACAUUUCAUUAUACAUUAAAUACACCAACAAGUGCACCAAAUAUUGCACUUGCUGUUGGUCCAUUUGAAAUAUUUGUUGAUCCAUAUAUGCAUGAAGUAACACAUUUUUGUUUACCAAAAUUAUUAGAAUCAUUAAAAAUAUCAGCAAAAUAUAUGCAUGAAGCAUUUGAAUUUUAUGAAGAAACAUUAUCAAAUAGAUAUCCAUAUUCAUGUUAUAAACAAGUAUUUGUUGAUGAAAUAAAUGAAGAUGUUAAUGCAUAUGCAACAAUGAGUAUAUUAAAUACAAAUUUAUUACAUUCACCAGCAAUUAUUGAUCAAGUAUAUAUUACUAAAAUAGCCAUGGCACAAGCAAUUGCUGAACAAUUUUUUGGUACAUUUAUAUCAAUGGAAAAUUGGUCUGAUACAUGGUUACCAAAAGGUAUAUCAACAUAUUUAACUGGUUUAUAUGCUAAAAAAUGUUUUGGUAAUAAUGAAUAUCGUGAUUGGAUACAAUCUGAAUUACAAGAUGUUGUUAAAUAUGAAGAAGAAUAUGGUGGUAUUAUAUUAGAUUCAUCACAACCACCAGCACCAUUACCAAUUAAUGUUAAUACACCAAUACAACCACAACGUCAACAACAAGAAACUGAUUUUUAUUUUCCAAUACGUAAUUUACAUACAGUGUCACCAAAUUAUAUGAAAGCAUUACGUAAAAAAUCACAUCUUGUUAUUAGAAUGUUAGAACAUCGUAUUGGUCUUGAAUUAUUACUUCAAGUAUUUAAUAAACAAUUAUCAUUAGCAAGUAAUGCAUCACAACAAAAAUAUGAUAAUUGUGUAUGGUCACAUAUGUUAAUAUCAACAAAUGUAUUUGCUAAAGCAAUAUUUACUGUAACUGGUAAAGAUUUAUCAGUAUUUAUUGAUCAAUGGGUACGUACUGGUGGUCAUGCUAAAUUUAAUUUAAGUUUUAAAUUUAAUAGAAAACGUAAUACAGUUGAACUUGAAAUUAAACAAGAAUCAAUUAAUCAACGUGGUAUUAGAAAAUAUGUUGGUCCAUUAUUAAUAAAUAUACAAGAGCUAGAUGGUCCAUUUAAACAUACAUUACAAAUUGAAGGUACAAGUGCUAAAGCUGAUAUAACAUGUCAUAGUAAAAGUCGUAGAAAUAAAAAAAAAAAAAUACCAUUAUCAACUGGUGAAGAAGUUGAAAUGGAUUUAUCAAGUAUGGAUGAUUCACCAGUUUUAUGGAUACGUAUUGAUCCAGAAAUAACAAUGAUGAGAUCAGUUAAUAUUGAACAACCAGAUUAUCAAUGGUGUUAUCAAUUACGUCAUGAACGUGAUGUUACUGCACAAAAUGAUGCUAUUAAUGCUUUACAAUCACAUGCUGUUCCAAAUACACGUUUAACAUUAACUCAUAUUAUUGAAAAUGAAAAUUGUUAUUAUAAAGUACGUUUACGUAGUGCAUUAUGUUUACAAAAAGUUGCUAAUGGUAUUGCACAUUGGAAUGGACCACCAGCAAUGCAAGUUAUAUUUCGUAAAUUAUUUGGUUCAGCAUCAUCAAAUAAAUUAAUUGUUAAACAAAAUAAUUUUACAAAUUUUCAACAUUAUUUUUUACAAAAAACAAUACCAAUUGCAAUGGGUGGUUUACGUGAUGAACAUAAUCAAUGUCCAGAUGAUAUUGUUAAAUUUUUAAUUGAUUUAUUUAAAUAUAAUGAUAAUUCAAAAAAUCGUUAUUCAGAUAAUUAUUAUCGUGCAUCAUUAAUAGAAGCAUUAGGUAAUACAAUAACACCAGUUAUAUCAAUACAACAUGGUGCAUCAAUAACACCAUCAACAUUAUCAACAAAUACAGCAUUAAUUGUUGAUGAAAUAACAAGAAAUUUAAAUUUAGAAAAAUUAUUACCAUGUUAUAAGUAUACUGUUACAGUAUCAUGUCUUAAAGUUAUUAGAAUAUUACAAAAAUUUGGUCAUUUACCAAGUAAAUCAGAUAUAUUUAAAUCAUAUGCAUCAUAUGGACAAUUUAUUGAUGUUAGAAUAGCAGCACUUGAAGCACUUGUUGAUUUUACUAAAGUUGAUGGUAAACAAGAUGAUUUAGAUUUUUUAUUGGAUAUGAUUGACAUGGAUCCACAUCCUGGUGUACGUCAUAAACUUGUACGUUUAAUGGUUGAUAAUCCACCAUUUGAAAGAGCACGUAAUCAUCAUCUUGAUACACCAGAACUUGUUGAACGUAUAUGGACUUUAAUGAAUUGUUGUUUAUCACAUGAUGCUAAAUUACGUUGUGAUCUUGUUGAUCUUUAUUAUGCAUUAUAUGGUACAAAUCGUCCAUUAUGUUUAUCUGAUACAAAAAAAAAUGGUUUACAAGAAUCUUCAAAUGACAAUAAAAAAAUUAGUAAUAAUAUAACAAAUAAUAAAAUUGAUGAUAUUAUCCAUAGUGAAACUAAUGAUAAUCCAUUUAAAAGAAAAGAAAGAUCACCAUCAAGACAAUCACAACCAGGACCAUCUGGUAUAUGUGAUAAUCAACAACAAUCAUCAGCAAUUAAAAAACAAAAAUUAUCGAAUAAUGAAGUACAAAUAAUUGGAACAACAACAACAAUAGUUACAUCAACAACAACAACAGUUAUAAAUUCAACAACUACAGCUAAAACAACAACAGGAACUGGAGCAACUGUUGUUGGUAGUGAUGGUAAAAUUAAAACUGAAUAUUACAGUGAUAAUUCAGCAUCAUUACCUGGAUUAAUGGGUACAAAAGGACCAAUUGGUUUUGAACCAGGAAUGUUUGAUAAAGAUAAUAAUGAUAAAAAUGAUACAAAAGUUAAAAAGAAAAAGAAAGAUAAAAAAAGACAUAAACAUAAACAUAAACAUAAGCAUGAUCAUAAACAUAGUAAAGAUAAAGAUAAAAAAGAUAAGGAUAAAAAAGAAAAAGAUAAAGAUAAAAAGGAUAAAGAUAAAAAUGAUUGUGUUAAAAUUAAAGAUGAUGUUAUUAAAGAAGAAAUUAAAGAAGAAACAUUAAGUUCAGUUAGUUCAACUCCAAGUCCAGAACCAAGAAAUCUUGGUUCUAAUAGUGGUUUUUGAAUUUCUUAAAUAUAAAUAUAUAUUUUUUAUUAACAUUUUUUUUUUUUUUUUUAAUCAAUUAAUGUCUAAUGAGAUAUUUAAAAUAAUUAUUUAACAUUAAUAAUUAAAUAAAUAUUGUAAUUAUAAAUAUUUUAAAUAAAUGAAAAUUAUGUAAAAAACAAA